This is a messenger RNA of Lodderomyces pseudojiufengensis, 1641 nucleotides long. RefSeq names its product Grf10p (gene GRF10). Gene Ontology annotation, molecular function: DNA binding; DNA-binding transcription factor activity, RNA polymerase II-specific. The transcript has a single exon. Gene Ontology annotation, biological process: regulation of DNA-templated transcription. The record is from RefSeq and is a predicted model, not a curated record. Lineage: Eukaryota; Fungi; Ascomycota; Pichiomycetes; Serinales; Debaryomycetaceae. Bases 1 to 1641 code for a protein of 546 amino acids.
AUGUCAGAUGGUACACCUCAAAAGAGAAUUAGAGCUUCAGGAGAAGUUUUAAAUUUUUUAAUAAGUGAAUUCAACAAGAAUCAAAAUCCAAGUCCUGAUCGUAGAAAAUUUAUAAGUGAUAAAGCAUCAAUGAAUGAAAAAGCAGUUAGAAUUUGGUUUCAAAAUAGAAGAGCAAAACAAAGAAAACAUGAAAGACAAUCAAGUACUGUUUUAGGUGGUGAUUUAUAUAAUCAUCAAGAUCAUCAUAUAACAAAUAAUGGAAAUAAUAUAAGUUUUUAUUCAACAAAUUCGUCAAUAAGCUCAUCGAAUGAUUCAUUAUCUUCACCAUCAAGAUUAAACUCAAUUGAAGUUAAUGAUAAUUAUUGUUGUAUUGAUUCAAGUUCAUUAUCAGUUGGAUCAUGGCAAAGAAUUAAAAGUGGGAUUCAUGAUGAAAAUUUAUUAAAAAAUAAUUUAAUUAAUUUAUCACCUUUUACUUUAAAUGAUAUAAUGCAAAAUGUUGAUUUAUUAGUUAUAUUAUCCAAAAAGAAUCAUGAAUUAAAUUAUUUCUUUCUGGCUAUAUCAAAUGGUUCUAAAAUUUUAUUUAGGAUUUUUUAUUCAUUAAAUUCAAUUAUAAAUUGUUCAUUACAUAAUAAUAAUUCAACAAAUGAUGAAAAUAUUAGUGGCACCACUACAUAUGAAUUAAAAUUGAAUCUUAACAAACAACCUAAAUUUUCAGUAUAUUUUUUCAAUGGCAUCAAUUCAACUACAAAUCAAUGGUCUAUAUGUGAUGAUUUUAGUGAAGGUCAACAAGUAUCUCAAGCAUUCACUGAUCCAAUCAAUACUUUUGCAAAUCAAAAUAACCCAUCAUCAAACAUUCCACAUGUUAUUGUAGGUACAAAACAUUCAUUAAAUUAUUUAUGUCGUUAUAUUAAUGAGAAUAAUGUAUUUAAUCAUAAUAAUCAAUUCGGAAAUUUCCAAUCUUCAAAUAAUUUUAUAACGGCAAAUCCAUCAGAUGUAAUAGCACCUUUAAAACAUCAUUCAUUUGAUUAUGAUUUAAAUCAAUCAACAAAUUUACAAUUCACAGAUCCAUUAUAUAAUCCACCAAAUUCUUCAACUUCAACUGCAUCUUCAUCAAAUUUCAUUUCUUCUUUACCAAUAGAUAAUUUCACAAAUUUAACAAAUUCAAAUUUUUCAUCAAAUAAUUUAUCAAAUAAUUCAUCAUCUAUAACAACAAUGACUAAUAAUACCAACACAACAAAUAUAAAUGAAUCACCAUUUUCUGUUAAUUCAAAUCAAUUUUAUCAUUCAGAUACUCCACAACUGACUCAAUCUUUUCAAAAUUUAACUACAACUCAUACUACAGACAAUAAUAAUAAAUUAUCUGGAGAUAUAAAUAUAAACAAUAUCAAAUCGACAACUACUCCAGAUGAAAUUUUUAAUCAAACAAAAGAUUUAAAUUCAUAUACUCAUCAUCAACAACAACCACAACAACCAAAUAAUAUUGGAGAAUUUGAUUUUAGUGAGUUUAGUGGUAGUCAUAAUAAUGGAAUAGAUUCAUCAAAUUCUUUAUUAACUAAUCCAAAUCUUUUAAAUUCAAUAGGUGUUUUAACUUCUCCAGCUCAUCAUCAACCAACCAUUGAUUUUAUUGAUUUUGGUAAUUAA